Nerophis ophidion (straightnose pipefish) is the source of this 2964-nucleotide messenger RNA. Its product is annotated as protein NDRG1-like. Gene Ontology annotation, cellular component: cytoplasm. The transcript has 15 exons. Lineage: Eukaryota; Metazoa; Chordata; Actinopteri; Syngnathiformes; Syngnathidae. The record is from RefSeq and is a predicted model, not a curated record. Gene Ontology annotation, biological process: signal transduction. The coding region runs from base 599 to 1750 and encodes 383 amino acids.
GCAUCAAAAAGUAGCAAACAGUGUAGAUACCUUUUACAAUAAGUAGUAAAUGUGUUGUUUAUGCAACAAGUAGCGAACUGGCAAACAAGUAGCAAUUAUUAGCAACAAAAAGUAGCAAACAGAGUAGUUACCUUUUACAAGAAGUAGUAAAUGUCUUGUUUAAGCAACAAGUAGCUAACUGGCAAACAAAUAGCAAGCCUUAGCGACAAAAAGUAGCAAACAGAGUAGUAAAUGUGUUGUAUACACAACAAGUAGCCAACUGGCAAACAAGUAGCAAACGUUAGCAACAAAAAGACAGCUGUCUUGACAACAGUAGGCCAUCAUACUUGAGUACAACUUCUACACAACAAGUAUGAACGGGUGCUAAAAACAAACGUUUACGGGAAGAACAAGGAGACAAUGAGAGCAGCAGGCCUGAAAAGACAUGUUGGGAUGAGUUUACCCACAGAGCUUUGCUGCUGAAGACUGGUUUGGGUGCGCCGUGACUGAUGUGGUCAUUCAUAGAUCAACACAGAAAGUGAACAUCUUCUGUCAUUUCUCCGCUGCAUCUAACGAGCUCAUUUACUGUUUGUCCCCACAGCUGGUGUAGCCCACCGACAUGGAGGACAUCCAGGUUGCUGAAUCCAAACAUCUGCUGGUGGACAAGGAGCUGCCGGGCCUGAGAGAAGCGGUGCUGCAGCUGGUUGUUAAGGAGCACGAUGUGGAGACCCCCUAUGGGAGACUCCACUGCACGAUGAAGGGGGUGCCCAAGGGGGAGCGGCCCGUCAUCCUCACCUUCCAUGACAUCGGACUGAACUACAAAACAUGCUGGGACUCACUCUUCACCCAUGAGGACAUGACCGAGAUCCUGCAUCACUUUGCCGUGUGUCACGUGGACGCCCUCGGGCAGCACGAGGGAGCUAACACCUUUUCCACUGGAUACGAGUACCCAUCCAUGGAUGAGCUCUCCGAGACACUCCCGCUGGUCCUCAAGCAUUUUGGGCUGAAGAGCGUUAUUGGAUUAGGAAUGGGAGCCGGGGCCUUCAUGCUGACCAGAUUCGCUCUUGAUUACCCGCAGAUGGUGGAGGGUCUGUUGCUCAUCAACAUCAACCCGUGUGCCGAGGGCUGGAUGGACUGGGCUGCACACAAGAUCAGCGGCUGGACCCACGCCCUGCCCGACCUGGUCAUCAGCCACCUCUUCGGAAAGGAGGAGAUCCAGCACAACCAGAACAUGGUCGCCACGUACCGCCACCACAUCAUGAAGGACAUGAACCAGUUCAACCUGCAGCUCUUCAUCAAGGCCUACGAGAGUCGGAGGGACUUGGAAAUCGAGCGGCCCAUUCCAGGCAGCAACGUCAGAACCCUCAAGUGCCCCAGCCUGCUGGUAGUGGGCGACAACUCUCCCGCUGUGGACGCUGUGGUGGAGUGCAACACCAAACUGGACCCCACAAAAACCACGCUGCUCAAGAUGGCCGACUGUGGUGGCAUGCCCCAGAUUGACCAGCCUGCCAAGCUGACCGAGGCGUUCAAGUACUUCAUUCAGGGCAUGGGAUACAUGCCCGCCGCCAGCAUGACCCGCCUGGUGCGCUCCCGCACGGCCUCGGGCUCCAGCGUGACGUCCUACGACGGACCUCGCUCGCGCUCCCACACCACCGAGGGGAACCGCUCGCGCUCGCACACGGCCGACCACCACCGGGGGCGCUCCCACACGGCCGGCUCCACGGACGGCACGGUGGACGCCGUCCCCAAGGCCCCCGAGGUGUCCUGCUAAGUUGGAAGCUCGCCCGGCAAAUGUAACCGUUUUUUUUUUUUGUUCUUUAAAAAAAAAAAAAAAAAAACUUGGAUUAGGAGGGUUAAAAGUACUCCAGUACAUUGGGGGUGUGUGAUGGUGUAGUUAGUGGCAAUGCAGCAUCGCUAGGGGGCGACAAAGAGCACGCCCCGUCCUUCUUUCCUCCCUGCUUUCAAUCCUUUUUUACUCAAACUGACAACUUUCUCACAUUUAUUCCAUUUUCAAGUGUUUUUUGUCGCUGUCGAACAUUACAAGUAAGGGAUAUUUUUAUUUGUGUGUGCAGCCAAUCAUGUUUCAUCUCAUCCUUUAUAGACAGCUGAUGAUUUUUUUUUUUAAACGUUUCAGUAACUAUGCAACCAAUUCAAAUAAAAAUCGCUCUCUAAAUUUCAAAGCUUUAUUAACGCCUUGUGACAAUUAACUCGUUUUGUAAUAUUUUUUUGUACGUAAUCAAGCACAACGGAACAAAGCAGUGCCAUAGAGUCGAUGUAAGAAAUCCAAAUUUUAUUACUAUAAUAUAUAUAUAUGUGUGUGUAUAUAUAUAUAUAUAUAUAUAUAUAUAUAUAUAUAUAUAUAUAUAUAUAUAUAUGCACGUACCUAUGUAUAUAUACGUAUGUGUAUAUGUAUAUAUACGUAUUUGUGUAUAUGUAUAUAUACGUAUGUGUGUAUACUUAUGUAUAUACGUAUAUGUAUGUAUAUAUAUGUGUAUAUGUAUGUAAGUAUAUAUAUAAAUGCGUAUGUAUGUGUAUAUAUACGUAUGUGUGUAUUUAUAUAUGUAUAUGCGUAUAUGUAUGUAUAUAUAUGUGUAUAUGUAUGUAUAUUUAUAUGCAUAUAUAUGUGUAUAUGUAUGUAUAUAUAUGUGUAUACAUGUAUAUAUGUAUAUGUGUAUACAAAAGUAUAUAUAUGUGUAUAUCUAUAUAUAUAUGUAUAUGUGUAUAUAUAUAUAUAUGUAUAUAUAUAUAUAUAUAUAUAUGUAUAUAUAUAUAUACACACAUAUAUAUAUAUAUAUAUAUAUAUAUAUAUAUAUAUAUAUAUAUAUAUAUAUAUAUACACCUCGUUUUAUUGACUUGCACUAUGAUGACAUUUUCUUUUGUAGGACCUAUGGCAACACAGCUUUGUAAAGAUGCUGGCAUUCAAAUGACAUAACAGUUUGUAUUUAUUUAGGAAAACAUUAAAAAAAACCAACAACUUGUAACUCA